AUGGUCUCUCUCGAUGUCAUACAGUCUUCCAACGACCGCAUUAGGUCUGCCCUCCCCGUCGGUCUUGUCGCAGUCUUCGUCGGAGGCACCAAUGGAGCUGGGGAAACGACAGUGAGGCAGUUCGCAAAGUACACAGCUCAGCCACGAGUCUAUAUUGUCGGGUGCUCUCAGGAGGCCGGCGACCGCAUCACGGCCGAGUGUAAGGAGCUCAACCCCGAAGGCACCUUCGUCUUUCUUCAGCGAGAAACAAGCCUCAUGCGCAACGUGGACCAGAUAUGCAAGGAACUCGCCAGCAAAGAGGACGUCAUCACCCUGUUAUGCCUAACCGUCGGCACCCUGCAACUCAGCUUCAAAACCGAAGAAGGACUCAACUACCCUACCGCCCUAACAGUACACGGCCACAACCGCUUCAUCUCAAACCUUCUCCCUCUAAUCCGCCGCGGGAAAGGCUUACGUCGCGUUGUCACUACCUUCAUGGCGACCUUCGAGGGUCCAAUCGACAUGGCCGACUUCCAGGGCUGGAAUCUCGGCCGUAUGGCGUUCGCAGGCCAUAAAGCCUCCGUCACGACUCUAGCCCUCGAGGCGCACCACAAGGCGGCGCCCGAGGUCGCCUUCUUGCACAACUUCCCCGGCGCCGUGGAGUCUGGCAUCGCGCGCGGCUCGAUCGGCGGGCUGAUGCGCUUCCUGAAGACAGUGUGGGGAGUGCUUGGCCCGCUGGUGCAUAUAUCGCUGGUGGAAGCGGGGGAUCGCCAUUUGUUUUUCUGUACUAGUGCGCGCUUUUCUGCGGGGCCUGAAGAUGAGGCGGCUGGUGUGCCGUUGGUUGACGGGCUGGCCUUUGCGAGGGGGACUGACGGCCAGGUUGGGAGCGGCGUGUAUUCGAUUGAUGAGAAGGGGGAGAGCGCGGGGGCCAAGGUUGAGAAGUUGCUCGUUCAGCUCCGGAAUCAGGGGAUGGUUGAGCGGUUAAUAGAGAACGUCGAGGCUGAUAUCAACGGCACCCUGGCCUCAGGCAAGGACAGCUAGGAGAUCGACUAUUCGGGAUAGCGCAGAUCUGGUGGCAGCGAGAUGGAAGAACAUGGGUGCGGAUAUAGGGGUACACUACAGGGUACUCGCGAGCCAAUCGAAGCUUUUCCAAUAUAUAGAUUCUAUGCCGU
Molecule: messenger RNA, 1151 nt
Organism: Mytilinidion resinicola
Lineage: Eukaryota; Fungi; Ascomycota; Dothideomycetes; Mytilinidiales; Mytilinidiaceae
Exons: 2
Coding region: 1-1020 (339 amino acids)
Biological process (GO): secondary metabolic process
Source: RefSeq, a predicted model, not a curated record